GGAGGUGAAGCGGGCUGGUGGACGUUCUAUCCCCGACUGCCCUGGUCUCUAUCGCCCUCUGUCCUCCAGCCUCCCCCGGGCUCUGGGCCUGCGGGCCUGGUUGCUAGGCGGAAGCGGGGCGCGGCGGCGUCCGCUGCGGCUGCCCGGGCGUUUGAAAAGCAGCUUAGACGGCGGCAAAAGACCCCGCCGCCGCCGCGACCAUGGUCUCCAAGUCCGACCAGCUGCUCAUCGUCGUAUCCAUCCUAGAAGGUCGCCAUUUCCCCAAACGUCCAAAGCAUAUGCUUGUGGUAGAAGCCAAGUUCGAUGGAGAGCAGCUGGCUACUGAUCCUGUCGACCACACUGACCAGCCUGAGUUUGCUACCGAGUUAGCCUGGGAAAUCGACAGGAAAGUGCUUCAUCAGCACAGGUUACAGCGCACACCUAUCAAACUCCAGUGCUUCGCCUUGGAUCCUCUGUCUUCUGCCAAGGAAACCAUAGGCUACAUCGUGUUGGACUUAAGAACCGCUCAGGAAACAAAGCAGGCACCUAAGUGGUACCAGUUGCUGAGUAACAAAUACACCAAGUUCAAGUCUGAGAUACAGAUCAGUAUCACUUUGGAAACAGAUGCAAAGGCACAGGUGGAUAGUUUUAAAGCCAAAGGAGCCCCUCCUCGGGAUGGAAAAGUUCCUGCUAGCCUGUCUGGAGUUGACCCGAAGGACAUUGUUGCGGUGUUGAAUGAGGAGGGAGGCUACCAUCAGAUUGGUCCAGCAGAGCAUUGUACUGACCCCUUUAUUCUGUCAGUCACCAUAGCAUUUGCCACCCAGUUGGAACAGUUAAUUCCCUGUACCAUGAAGCUUCCAGAAAGGCAGCCCGAGUUUUUCUUUUACUAUUCUCUACUGGGAAAUGAUGUUACAAAUGAGCCUUUCAAUGAUUUGAUCAACCCAAACUUUGAGCCCGAGAGAGCAUCUGUUCGCAUACGGAGCAGUGUGGAGGUUCUGCGUGUGUACCUGGCUUUCCAUUCUAAACUGCAGAUUCAUCUCUGCUGUGGAGACCAGUCGCUUGGCAGCACAGAAAUCCCUUUAAAUGGAUUGCUGAAGAAGGGCAGUACAGAAAUUAACCAGCAUCCGGUCACAGUCGAGGGUGCGUUCACCCUUGACCCUCCCAACCGAGCCAAGCAGAAGCUGGCCCCUGUCCCCCUGGAGCUGGCCCCCACCGUGGGAGUGUCUGUGGCUCUGCAGAGAGAAGGCAUCGAUUCCCAGUCUUUAAUUGAAUUAAAGACCCAGAAUGGACAUGAGCCUGAGCAUUCAAAGAAGAGAGUUUUAACCCCCAUAAAGGAGAAGACACUCACUGGAGCAAAGUCACCAAGUGUGUCCCCCGUCCAACCUCAAAACCAGACACCUCCAACCAAAGAUGAUGCAACAGAAAGUGAAGUGGAGAGUCUGCAGUAUGACAAGGAUCCAAAACAAAAUGUGAAGGGUAUUAGUUCCAUCCCUGCUUCACUGGCCCAGCCAGUGGUCCCCUCCAAUGCGUCAGAAGUGGUGACCUCAGGACAGAAGAUCGCUGUUCCAGCAACAUCACAUCACUUUUGCUUUUCAAUAGACUUAAGAAGCAUCCAUGGCUUGGAAAUUAGUUUUCCAGUCAAUUGCAUAUUGAGGUACUCCUACCCAUUCUUUGGCAGUGCGGCUCCUAUUAUGACUAACCCUCCUGUAGAAGUUCGGAAAAACAUGGAAGUUUUUCUUCCCCAGUCUUACUGUGCAUUUGAUUUUGCAACCAUGCCUCACCAGCUGCAAGACACCUUCCUAAGGAUCCCACUGCUGGUUGAAUUAUGGCACAAGGAUAAAAUGAGUAAAGACUUACUCCUUGGGAUUGCGAGAAUCCAGCUUUCUAACAUCUUGUCUGCAGAAAAGACCCGGUUUCUGGGCGCUGGUGGUGAACAGUGUUGGCGGCAGACUUACAGUGAGAGCGUGCCCGUCAUGGCAGCACAGGGGUCGAAUAACCGGAUAGUAGAUCUUUCUUACACGAUGACUCUGGAAGACUAUGGACUAGUGAAAAUGCGUGAGAUCUUCGUGUCUGACUCAUCUCAGGGUCUGUCUGCUGUGCAGCAGAAACCAUCUUCUCCUCCUCCGGCUCCUUGUCCUUCUGAGGUCCAGAUGGAGCCUCGUGAGACCUUGGAGUACAAGGCUGCGCUUGAGCUGGAGAUGUGGAAAGAGAUGCAGGAAGACAUAUUUGAAAAUCAGCUGAAGCAGAAAGAAUUGGCUCACAUGCAAGCUCUUGCAGAAGAGUGGAAAAAGAGGGACCGGGAAAGAGAGUCACUAGUGAAGAAAAAGGUAGCUGAAUACAGUAUUCUAGAAGGCAAACUUCAGAAAGCUCUAACUGAGCUAGAGACCCGAGAGCAGCAGCUUGCCAGUGCGGAAGUGGAGCUUCAAAGAGAGAGAAAGGAACUGCAGUCAGAACGGGAGCGGAACCUGCAGGAACUUCAGGACUCUGUCCGCAGGGCCCGAGACGACUGUAUUCACCAGGUGGAGCUGGAGAGGUUGAAGUUGAAGCAGCUGGAAGAGGACAAGCACCGGCUCCAGCAGCAGCUUAAUGAUGCUGAAAACAAGUAUAAGGUUUUAGAAAAAGAGUUCCACCAGUUCAAGGAUCAACAAAGCAACAAACCAGAAAUACGGCUGCAGUCGGAAAUAAAUCUCCUCACCUUGGAAAAGGUUGAACUUGAAAGAAAGUUGGAAUCUGCAACCAAGUCUAAACUGCAUUACAAGCAGCAGUGGGGACGAGCUUUGAAAGAACUUGCCAGACUCAAGCAGAGGGAGCAAGAAAGUCAAAUGGCCCGCCUUAAAAAGCAGCAAGAGGAGUUGGAGCAGAUGCGGCUGCGUUACCUGGCUGCCGAGGAGAAGGAGACAGUGAAAACUGAACAACAGGAACUGCUGGACAUACGGAACGAACUGAACAGGUUAAGGCAGCAAGAACAGAAGCAGUACCAGGACUGCAGAGAGAUAGCAGCGGGGCCGCUGGGCAGCCCGCGGGCCUCUGCGCUGGAGGAAGGCCUGGAUGACUAUCUGACCCGACUGAUAGAGGAGAGGGACACUCUGAUGAGAACCGGCGUCUACAACCACGAAGACCGAAUAAUAAGUGAGCUGGACCGGCAGAUCAGAGAGGUUUUGGCAAAAAACAUUGCCAGUAAUUAAUAACAUUUGGGAGAUCUCUGCAGGUACUCUAGAUCUGGAUUUUAACUUUUUUGUAAAAUCCUCAAAAGCAAGAGAAAUGACUAUUUUGGAAUGCUCUUUUUAAUUUUUUAUAAGCUGAAUUUUGUAUGUUACUGUAUAUAGUAUUUAUUUGAUUUUACCUAUGCCACCUACCUAUGCUGGUUUCAUUUGUAAUUGUAUUUUAUAUGCUCAUUUAAAAUGACUUUUCAGUGUUCUUCGGCUUAAAAUCUGCCAUCUGACUAUAAAAACAGCUUUUCACACCGUGUUCCGGGGGCACCGGCUGCGGUCAUUUCCAGCUACAUAAUUCCUCCUGUUGAGCCGCAGAGUAUGUGUGCACUUUAAAGAUGCUGCCUGACCUUUGACCGUGGAUGUCUUCCGUUGAAGCCAGUUCUAAAUGCAGCCAUUUUUAAAAAUCACUUCAUAGCACCAGUCUUUUUCCCUUAACCUGUGGUAUUUGCAGUCUCAGGCAGAGAAGCUGUGUGGUAUAUUUGGUGACAAGUUAAUCAUUUGUUUAAGUACAGUUCACGCAGAUGUAGAACAAUUGAAUACCAAACUUCAUCCUGCUCCACUCUAAGAAUAUAGGAUAAGAACUUGAUCCGGUCUUCUCCAAGGGCCUCCUGCUCAAGACCGUAUGAGGUCUGGUGGUGGUGGUAAAAUUAUCAGUUGCCUUUAUUUCUCGGUGAUGGCAGUAGUAAGCUCUUACUGCUUCAGAAAUAGAAUAUGGAAACACACCUAAGGCAUUAGCUGAACAAAACAAACAAAACUGAACUAUUUUUUCACUCGCUCUACAUUCAGUCUUUUUUCAAAGGCACCUGAGGGUAAGUGUGUGCAGGGCCAUGUCCUGUGAACAUCCAGAGUUCCUCUAGAUCGUGUUCUCCAGAGCCAGCUCUCUCCCCAUGGCGGCACUUACCACUGUCUCCAAUGACACUGAGCAGGUUAAUCAGCAAACUCCAGGUUCAGGUCGGGUCUUAAAAUACAUAAAGUUUAAAAAUUCUGAUUCCCAAAUAUAACGAAUGUAAGUGUAUACUUUAGGGCGUAUGUACUAAUUACCAGUAACUUCAACAAAGGCAGAGUAGGUUACAUGGUAAUUAAUUGUUCAUUAAGUAUAUUUCUUGUUUGUGAAAUUGAACCCCUAUAGGCAUCAUAUGCUUCUUUUCUUUAAUUAACGAAGUCUUAGUCUUCUAAGAGUAACUCAGUAAAUAACAGAGGGUUACUGGAUGCGAGGGUGAUGAGAAAGAUAAUCAUAGCAGGGAUUUGAAAUAUGAAUUAUGGUUACAUGUUCCUGAUUUUUUUGGUGACACAUGAAUGGAGCAAAAGUAUUUUUGUUUUGGAAGGUCCCGGCCCAACGCUGGUUCCUCCACCAGCAUCCUGUGAAGCCUGGAGCUUUCCAAACACUAGAGGGGGCCUUAGGGUAAACAGAAAGGACUUUGUGAAGUGUAUGUGUUCUUUGCCUUCCAGAAAGCCAUCUCCGAGCUACUGUAAUUUGACAAAUAAAAUCCUAACUGUGUGCAUCCUUGA
Molecule: messenger RNA, 4700 nt
Organism: Peromyscus leucopus (white-footed mouse)
Lineage: Eukaryota; Metazoa; Chordata; Mammalia; Rodentia; Cricetidae
Gene: Cep120
Product: centrosomal protein 120
Exons: 21
Coding region: 201-3164 (987 amino acids)
Biological process (GO): interkinetic nuclear migration; centrosome cycle; positive regulation of centriole elongation
Cellular component (GO): centrosome; centriole
Source: RefSeq, a predicted model, not a curated record